AUGCUUCUAUCGGCUCCCUUCGUCCUUGCGGCAAUGGCCUUGACCACCAGUUUCGUCUCGGGCACCAGUACGGGACAGACCCAGCUGGUCACCUACCUCAAAAAGGGCGCGAACCUGACCCGGGCCGAGUUCUGGGACUACUGGCAGACCCAGCACGCACCCAAAGUGGCUCCUCUCGCUGUACAUCUCGGUAUAACCCGUUACCAGCAGGUCUGUUACUCGUUGCGAGAUGACGUCCAGGACCAAGCUAACUGGAAGCAGAUCCAAGUCAGCGGCCAAGUGCUCCCAACACUGUCUGCGUUCGGCGCAGGGAUGGUUGCGACGUUCAGGGGAACCCAGAUCGAAGUGGCCGACGACAAUGAGUAUGUGUGGACCGGCGACCGGGCGACUCGACAGUUGUACAUGGAUCUCUUCGCGACAUACUUGUAA
Messenger RNA from Colletotrichum destructivum, 429 nucleotides. RefSeq names its product Putative EthD domain-containing protein. The coding region runs from base 1 to 429 and encodes 142 amino acids. The record is from RefSeq and is a predicted model, not a curated record. NCBI's taxonomy places the organism in Eukaryota, Fungi, Ascomycota, Sordariomycetes, Glomerellales, Glomerellaceae. Gene Ontology annotation, molecular function: oxidoreductase activity. The transcript has 2 exons.